ACUUUUGGGUCGGAAUCUCGAAUCCUUUCUUCUAUCUUUCCCCUCUUUCCUCUGGUUCUUGGUAUGCCCCAGGGGACAGAUGUCUUGGGAUCUUUAACAUUUGGGAUGCUGCAAAUGCCGAAGUUAAAUGAAAUACCUCCGGGGAGGGAAGACCCGGGGGAGACUCGGGGAGAGGGAAGAUGGCCUGGACGAACAGGUCCUGAAGCUGCGAGGCAGGAGCGCGGGGCGCGGGGGCUCUUGGGCGGCGCCAGAGCUCCAUGGGACAGCUGGGGAAACUCCAGACCACCUACACGUCCUGGUCCAGGCUGGGAGCAGCAUCACCCUUCCCCCCUCUAUACCCCCUCCUCCCAGAAGCCCACCAUGGAGAGUAAGGAUGAAGUCAGCGACACAGACAGUGGCAUCAUCCUGCAGUCUGGCCCCGACAGCCCCGUCUCCCCGAUGAAGGAGCUGACCCAGGCGGUGCGCAAGCAGCAGCGGGCCCUGGAGGAGCGGCUGGAGGCCUGCCUGGAGGAGCUGAGGAGACUCUGCCUGAGGGAGGCGGAGCUGACGGGCACCUUACCAGCAGAGUAUCCUCUCAAAGCAGGGGAAAAGGCCCCCAAGGUCCGCCGCAGGAUUGGAGCUGCUUACAAACUGGACGAACGGGCCUUGCACAGGGAGGACCCCCUGAGCAGCCUGGAGCAGGAGCUGGCCUUGCAGCUGCAGAUCGCAGAGGCGGCCCGGCGGCUGUGCCAGGAGGAGAACAUUAGCAGGCAGACCCGGCGGCAGAGGAAGCACGCCAUGCUGCAGGAGGAGAAGAAGCUUAGGGAGCUGGAGCGCUGCGUUGGGGAGCAGCGUUGCAACAGCGGGCCCCCACCUCCCGCCACCCUCCCCCUGGGCCGAGAGCUCAGUGUCUCUGAUGACAGUUCCCUGUCAGAUGGGCUGCUGCUAGAGGAGGAGGAAUCCCAAGCACCGAAACCUCCCGCAGAGUCUCCAGCCCUGCCUUCCCGGCCUCUCCCACCCCAGAACCUCGAGGGGCUGCAGCCGACUGGACCUGAGACUGCGGGGACCCUGGAGCGAGCCCCCAUCCAGAACAGCCCCUGGAAGGAGACCAGCCUGGAUUACCCUUACGAGAAGCCCAGAAAGUCUUCUGAGCCCAAUAGCGAGUCUAGCAGCCCAGCCACCACACCGCAGGAUGGGCCCAGCAUGUCCAGCCUGUGGCUGCCGGAGCUGGCCUCCUUCUGUGUGGUUCCCAUCCGCAGUGUUCCUGGCCAGCGGCAGGGCCGUACCAGUGCCCCAGCCACCCCCGAGAUGCAGGGGAGAAGGGGCCAGUCUCAGUCUCUAAGGGUGGAUUCCUUCCGGCUGGGGCUUGAGGGCCGCGGCCGCAGCGCCUUUCCCCGCCGCCGCCCCACUCACUACACGGUGACCCUACCAGACUCCUGCUUCCCCUCGGCCAAGCCCCCGCUGCCGCCCCCUGCCUACCACUCCUGCUCGGAAGACAGCGGCUCCGACGUCUCCAGCAUCUCCCACCCCACUUCGCCAGGCAGCAGCAGCCCCGACAUCUUCCUGCGGCCCCUCUCCCCACCUGAGCCCCACCGGCAACGUGGAGCUUGGGGCCCGGCUGGCGGGAGAGAGCUCACCACUCACUACCCCCAGCUACUGUUGCCCCCGGGGUACUUCCCGGCGGGGCGGUAUGUGAUGGUGGCCGAGAGCCACCAGCCACCGGGCAAGUGGGAGCUAUGCCCCGUGGCCUACGAUGAGGAGGGGGCGCCCCCGCGCUACCAACGGCUGGUAGCCGCCCACAGCCGCAUCAGGCGCACGCCCUCUCUGAAGGACAGCCCCGCGGGCUGGGGUCGCAGUAAGAUGGCCGUCUCCGAGGAGCUCAGGUGCUGGCACGAGCGUGCACGCCUGCGGAGCGCUCGUCCCCACUCGCUGGACAGGCAAGGGGCGUUCCGCGUCAGGAGCCUGCCCCCAGGGAGAGAGGGCUUCCCUCGAGCCCUGGGAGCGCGGACACAGGUGCCCACAGUGUGUGUGCUGCGGAGGUCGCCCGAGGGAGCCCCCAUGCAAGUCUUUGUGCCUGAGAAUGGAGAGAUCAUCAGCCAGGUGUAA
Molecule: messenger RNA, 2085 nt
Organism: Trichechus manatus latirostris (Florida manatee)
Lineage: Eukaryota; Metazoa; Chordata; Mammalia; Sirenia; Trichechidae
Gene: INAVA
Product: innate immunity activator
Exons: 10
Coding region: 64-2085 (673 amino acids)
Biological process (GO): adherens junction maintenance; positive regulation of protein ubiquitination
Source: RefSeq, a predicted model, not a curated record